GUAGGUUGUACAUGCGAGUGGAAAAUGUAUGUGCUCUAAUGAGGCCGCUUGGCGGAGGCUGUGGCUGCAGCUGUGAAGGGACGGGGGAUAUUUACCCUAUACCCACAACAUGUUCCACUCAGUCUGAGGACGACAGGGGCGACGCGAGCACCGGAGGAACAAAGACAAAGAGAACAAAGGUCAGACUGGAGCUCCGCUGCCGUCGCCCAGCGAUCAUGUGGACAGGGCUCCUCCUCGUACUGGGAACGCUGGAGCUGGGCCUCAGCCAGCGGCUCAGCCAGCUCCAGUGGCUGUCGCGCCUGCGGGGCCGCCGGCGGCCCGCGGGCUGGCCGGCCCCGGACCCAGACUGCCCCCUGGAGUGCGACUGCCCCCCCGCCUACCCCACGGCCAUGUACUGCCACGGCCGCGGCCUGCAGCACGUGCCCUACGUCCCGUCUCACGUGAAGUACGUCUACCUGCAGCACAACCGGAUCGCCGGCAUCCCGGACGGCGUGUUCGACGGCGCCACCGCCCUGGUGUGGGUGGUGCUGUUUCACAACCAGCUCAGCUCAGACAAGGUUGGCAAGAACGUGUUCGCCAAGCUGAGGAGGCUGGAGCGGCUCUUCCUGGAGCACAACGAGCUCAUGCGGGUGCCUCCCAACCUGCCCACGUCCAUAACGGACCUGCGACUCGGCCACAACAGGAUCUCCCAGCUCCUGCCCGGCUCCUUCGAAGGGAUGGCCAACCUCACCAGCCUCCAGCUCCAGGCCAACGACAUAGAAGAUGCCGGCGACGCGUUCAGGGGACUGAAGUCUCUCACCACGCUGGACAUGAGCAGAAACCGCCUGGGCAGGAUCCCCGAGCACCUCCCCGAGGGGCUGCAGCAGCUCUACCUGGAGUUCAACAGCGUGGACCGCGUCCCGGCCGGGUUCCUCGCCGCGGCGCCUCAGCUGCAGUUCGUCCGCUUGGCUCACAACAAGCUGAGGGACGGGGGACUUCCAGCCAACGCCUUCAACGUCAGCACGCUGGUAGAGCUGGACCUGUCCUUCAACAAGCUGGAGAGGAUCCCUGUUGUCAGCAGGAACCUGGAGAACCUCUACCUUCAAGCCAAUGAGAUCAAAGAGUUCAGCCUGAGCAGUUUCUGCAGCACGGUCGACAUGACGACCUUCUCCAGGCUGCGGGUGCUGCGUCUGGACUCCAACCACAUCAGCGCCAAAGACAUUCCUGCUGAAGCUGCCUACUGUCUGAGACGCGUGGCCUUCAUCGAUGUGUGACUCCUACAUCGACGUGUGACUCCUUCAUCGAUGCGUGACUCCUUCAUCGAUGCGUGACUCCUUAAUCAACGCAUGACUCCUUCAUCGAUGCGUGACUCCUUCAUCGACGCAUGACUCCUUCAUCGACGUGUGACGCAUUAAUCGACGUGUGACUCCUUCAUCGAUGCGUGACUCCUUAAUCAACGCAUGACUCCUUCAUCAAUAUGUGACUCCUUCAUCGAUGUGUGACUCCUUCAUCGAUGCGUGACUCCUUAAUCGACGCAUGACUCCUUCAUCAACGCGCGACUCCUUCAUCGAUGCGUGACUACUUCAUCGAUGCGUGACUCCUUCAUCGACGCAUGAGUCCUUCAUCGACGCAUGACUACUUCAUCGAUGCGUGACUCCUUCAUCGACGCAUGACUCCUUCAUCAACGCAUGACUACUUCAUCGAUGUGUGACUCCUUCAUCGACGUGUGACGCAUUAAUCGACGUGUGACUCCUUCAUCGAUGUUUGACUCCUUCAUCGGUGUGUGACUCCUUCAUCAACGCGUGACUCCUUCAUCGAUGUGUGACUCCUUUAUCGACGUGUGACUCCUUCAUCGACGUGUGACUCCUUCAUCGACGUGUGACUCCCUCAUCGAUGUGUGACUCCUUCAUCGACGUGUGACUCCUUCAUCGAUGUUUGAUUCCUUCAUCGACGUGUGACUCCUUCAUCGAUGUUUGACUCCUUCAUUGACGUGUGACGCAUUAAUCGACGUGUGACUCCUUCAUCGAUGUGUGACUCCUUCAUCGAUGUUUGACUCCUUCAUCGGUGUGUGACUCCUUCAUCAACACGUGACUCCUUCAUCGAUGUGUGACUCCUUUAUCGACGUGUGACUCCUUCAUCGACAUGUGACGCAUUAAUCGACGUGUGACUCCUUUAUCGACGUGUGACUCCUUCAACGACGUUUGAUUUCUUCAUUGAUGUGUGACUCCUUCACUGUCUCAUGUCACCAUCAUUUCAAAUAUGACAAACAUAUAAUUUCUCAGUAAUAGAUCGUUGGUAAUAAAUUAUUAUUAUUAUUAUUAUUAUUAUUAUUAUUAUUAUUAUUAUUAUUAUUAUUAUUAUUAUUAUUAUUAUUAUUAUUAUUAUUAUUAUUACUUUAGACGAUUCCUUAGGCAGCAGGAAAUGCUGUCGUUACUGUGACGCAUGCAGGUUCCAGACAUCUCAAAGUCGCCUGCAUCGCUUUUCGUGGGCAGAGCAGGUUGAGGACCAUGAGAUCUGCCUGUAGCAGUGGGCGCGUGCUCAUCUCAUCCACUUUGGAUCUCUGCCUCCACCAUGUGGCACAAGGUGAUAGAACAGCAGGUCCAGGUUCUGUUCGUUCAGUGAUGCUCAGGGCCACAAUGAGUGAAGCAGGAUAUUGAAUACUGUCCCUCCACCGUUAAUUAGAUCACGUACGCUUCUAUUAAACUAUGUACUCCUUCAAAUGAGCCAAACCUGUAUAUUGGUCUCACACACUGUAUUAACGUACAUACUUCUGUUUUAUUAUGUAUCUUACAGAGUUUAUGCAUGUGACAGGAAGCUUUAGUCAAGUUGUGCCAGUUUAAGCUGAUGUCAGAGUUUUCACCUAUAAACAUUAUUAUAACUAUAAAUAUGUUUGUGUAAACUCUU
This is a messenger RNA of Betta splendens (Siamese fighting fish), 2883 nucleotides long. Its product is annotated as fibromodulin-like. Gene Ontology annotation, molecular function: protein binding. NCBI's taxonomy places the organism in Eukaryota, Metazoa, Chordata, Actinopteri, Anabantiformes, Osphronemidae. The record is from RefSeq and is a predicted model, not a curated record. The transcript is spliced from 3 exons. The coding region runs from base 12 to 1253 and encodes 413 amino acids.